Molecule: messenger RNA, 3189 nt
Organism: Phalacrocorax carbo (great cormorant)
Lineage: Eukaryota; Metazoa; Chordata; Aves; Suliformes; Phalacrocoracidae
Source: RefSeq, a predicted model, not a curated record
UUUAAGCCCCGGUGCGUGAUGUCACUGCGGCUGGGAGACACGGGGCGGCGGGCGGCGGGGCUGCGGCGGGGAGCGCGGCCCGGGGGGGACCCUUGCGCGGCGGGGACCCCCGCCCGGUGAGACCCCGUGGGCACCCCCGCCCGUGGGACCCCUUGCCCGGUGGGGGACCCGCGCCCGUGGGAUCCCCCGCCCGUAGGAUCCUCUGACCCGUGGGGACCCCCGCCCGGUGAGACACCCCCCCCUCCUAGACCCGUGGGGACCCCCAGACCCGUGGGGACCCCCUGCCCCGCCGGCGGGACGGGCUCGGCGGCGCAGCAUGGGCAGCCUCCAGCUGCAGGACUUCGUGGCAGGCUGGGUGGGCGGAGCCGCCAGCGUGGUUGUGGGCCACCCUCUGGACACGAUCAAGACUCGUUUGCAAGCUGGUCAAGGAUAUGGAAAUACUCUCAACUGUGUUCUCACUGUGUACAGAAAUGAGUCUGUGGCUGGCUUCUUCAAAGGCAUGUCCUUCCCGCUGGCCAGCAUUUCCGUCUACAGCUCCGUGGUGUUUGGCGUCUUCAGCAACACGCAACGGCUCCUCAGCCAGCUCCGCCACGGAGACCCUUCUCGCACGCCGGCGCUCGCCGACGUGGCUCUGGCCAGCAUGGUGGCUGGGUUCAUCUCCGUGGGCAUCGGCACCCCUGUGGACCUGGUAAAGAUAAGGCUACAGAUGCAAACGCAGCCGUACAUCAAAGCAAACAUUAAACUAAAGCCCACAGUUCCUGGAUUUCCUGUGUACCAAGGCCCAAUUCACUGCUUUAGGACAGUCCUACAGAAAGAGGGGAUAGCAGGAAUAUACCGAGGCAUGGGAGCAAUGCUUCUGCGAGAUGUUCCUGGGUACUGCCUCUAUUUCAUCCCUUACACAAUUUUCUGUGGAUGGAUUACCCCUGACGGAUGUAUUUCCCCUAAUCCCUUCUCCAUCUGUCUUGCAGGGGGUGUAGCAGGAGCCAUUUCCUGGGGGACUGCUACUCCAAUGGAUGUUGUGAAAAGUCGACUUCAGGCAGAUGGAGUUUAUUUAAACAAGUACAAAGGGACCCUUGACUGUAUCUUGCAGAGCUACCAGAACGAGGGCUUAAAAGUCUUUUUUAGGGGCAUCACGGUCAAUGCAGUGCGAGGAUUCCCAAUGAGUUCAGUCAUGUUUCUUGGCUAUGAACUUUCCCUCAAAGCAAUGAAAAGAGACCAAACUGAGACCAAUCCUUAACUUCCAGUGUUGCCAAGAAGACCUGAAAGUCUCCUAAUUUCCUGAGCCAAAUCAGCAGUGUGGUGUUGGUGAGGGCUUAGCUGCUCUGAUCGAAGACUCCCGUCCUGCACCUACAGCAUCUGCUUUCUGUACUGCCAUGGAGGAGUCCUUGGAGGACUCCGAAAACCACACCAGCUCAAUAACAUCCAAAGACCAUUUUCUUAUGAAAUCUUUCACUCUGUUGUCUAACAGCAUCUUAAUAAUUCCCAUGGUGGUGUUGGGCUUUUUCACCGAUGACCUUUUUCCCAUGGAGCCGAGAGACAACUUGAGACAACUCCCCUACCCACAUGAGCGAGAUACACCCAAACCCAGCCCACCCGACAUCAGCUGAGGCAGCGUCUUUUGUACAACACUGCGUAUAAUGCUCGUCAUUUUUGUGAAUGAGGAAAGGAGGAGGCGUGGUGGGUGCACAAGUGCUUUUCGUGUAGGAAGGUCUGGAUUCCCACCAAAUCCUAGCUGGCUUUCGGGAUCAAAGAAAUGGAUGACUCCAUCCAUACGAACAGAUACUCGUGUUUUACAUCACAGAACUAUCCAGUUUGCCAUAAUUUAACACAUUAUCAUGAAAAAUGCGAAGGGCUUCAACAACUUCAGUUUGUUAUCUGAGGUAAAAAUUAAGCUGGGAAACAGGAGGAUGUUAAAUUCAGAGACUAAGCUGCUCUUUUUUUCUUCAGAAAACAAUAAAACAAGUCUGCAUUUCAUAGAGAUGGCCACUUAUUAAUUUAUUGAACCCGCCUUAUGUGGCCCUCCAGGGACCUGCUAGAGGAAUCUCGGUAGCCCUUCUGAUCUCCCUGACGUGACAGACCAGCUUGCCAACUGCCAAGUCCUGCAGACAUCACUUUGCAAUCUUGAGAGACCAUCACCGAAAGAAGUCUCUUUAAGGGAUGCAGAGUUUAUCCCAAAUUAUUCUCUAAAACACACAGGUCACCUUCAGACCUCCAGCUCUUUGCUGCAAUCCCACUGAGACAACUGGGGCGGACCCAGGUCUCUCUCUGGUCUACCUCAGCCUUUCAACUAUUCAUCAUGGUUAUGUCUGUUACAUCAUUUCUGCUCAUGCUGUUAAAUAUCUCCAUGCUUUAUUUUCUAAGCAUGGAGUUUCUGAUGCCAAAAAACAAGAAGGCCCAGCUCUGCUGGGACAAGAGGACUGGUGGCACGGGCAGGAGGGGCUGAGGGGUAACAGUCUCGCAUGCAGAGGGACAUGUGGCAUGGGGGAACAGUCUGGGACACCUCUGUCCUCUGGGAAAGGUAUGGUUCCCCCCCAUCUUCCUCUGGAGAAGAAGAGCUCUGGGGAAAAUGCCCAGCAAUGGCAGUUUUAGCAGAUGCCCUCAAUAAAGGUUUCUGAAGACAACCUGGAGCAGCUGCCAAGCUUUCCUCCAUAAAAGAAGGAGAAGAGGAAAUCCUACAUCCUGGAUGAAUGGAGGAAUUGACGACCAGACUUGAAGACCUCAUCAGGAUAUGCCUAAAAAUUUGGGUCUGGAGCAGUGCUCAGAGAUGUGGUCCCCAACCUUGGGCUCCCCUUCACUGGGGCCCAAAUAUAAAACAGAAGUGUGGCUUCCCCCAAAACUGGCCAUAAGAAGUGGGAGAAACAGCUGGUGUUGCUUCAUCUCAGGACUUGCAGGCAAGGAGGCUCACUGUGCCUUUGAGCUUGGCAAGAACACAGGGAACUGUUUUUGAUAAACAAUAUGGAUAAAAUUGAUGAGCCUUCACACAAGUAUUUUUUGCUGGCUGCAUUUAAGGAUUCAUCCUUUCCAUGUUACCUAUUUUAAUGCAUAUACAUACAACAUGUUCUUUAGAUGCAUAAUAUUAUAUGUCUCCAGGGAUAAUACUCGGGGUGACUGGUUUUUCGGUGCAAAUAAACGGUGUUGCAUUAUGUAAAAUGGACCAUGAAUUAAUUAAACUGAUGAGAUUUGGAACAA